CUUUUAAUCAAACAUAGCCGCACUAUUCCACCAUGCUAAAAUUCCUGUGUCUUCUUUUUAUUUUUUCUGAUGUUGCAAAUGCAGCGCAACACAAGGCGACAUUCCAUUCGGUUGAAGUUUCUGGUGCUGAAGAAAAUCCAUAUGUAGAUGUAAAGAAAUCUAAAGGAAAAACUGACAUAGUCUGGAAAACUGAAGUCAAUCAGAAAUCACCACCUCUGAAGGCAACCUUUGUUUUUCAUUUCCAUAACUCUGAGCAAACUGAAACCACUCAAUUAGAAAACUUGUGUAUUGAAUAUGAAGAAGGCACUACUGAAAGAAGCGUUCAGAAAUAUUUGCUGAAAGCGCUUGCAAAUGCGGAUGAGUGUCCAAUUCAAAAUGGAACAUCAUUAUCUGUUCCUCAUUCAUUCUCCCUGUCAUUUUCGACUGAUGAUCCACUUUGCGGAGAUGUUGAGAACGCUUUCAAAGUAUUCAAAGAAAUGGACUCCAAAAAGUGUCAAUUGCUCAUUACCGGAAGUUCCAAAGGGACUGUGACUGGCUGCUAAAUUAAAAAUUAUUUAACCUUUUUAGUGGAUUCGAUUUAAAAAAUAUUAUGUGUAUCAAUGCAAUGUGUUAAAAUAAAAAAUUGCAAUGCUGCAAUGGCCAAUAAAAUGUUUAAUGUCAUAGAUUUAAUGUUAUUCAAGUAAAAAGGUUACACUUAAUAUUCUAACUGCUGGCUCUAUAAUUAAGUCUACAAAUUUACUAC
Belonocnema kinseyi is the source of this 742-nucleotide messenger RNA. RefSeq lists its product as uncharacterized. The record is from RefSeq and is a predicted model, not a curated record. Lineage: Eukaryota; Metazoa; Arthropoda; Insecta; Hymenoptera; Cynipidae. The transcript has 4 exons. Bases 33 to 542 code for a protein of 169 amino acids.